GAGUAUAUUUGGGUUUUAGAAGAUUCCAUGUGAGAAGAGGAUGAAAAACACAGGCCAGAACUGAAAAUCGUGUUUUCCUUUCAGUCCCAGUCCAGAAUCUGGGUUUUCUAGGGCAGCACGUACACGAUGUUUAUUUGUAAGCUUAUUUGCAUUGUUGAAUUCCAAGCAUGACUACAAUCUUAAAGGGAGGUUUCCAAUCCUAAUUGCAUUUAACGAUACCAAAGAAUUGACCACCUGUUUUCAUUCAGUCACAGAGUUUAUAGUGAAAGAAGGAUGAAACCUACCCCCUUGUAAGACAUUAAAGUGUAAAAUUAUAUUUAUUUUUUAAAAGGUUGCAAUUAUUUCUAGGACACUACAGGAAAUGAUCACAGUCUGUGUCCUCUGGGGAAAGGCUAGAAGAUAACGAUUGUUGCAGUACAGUUACCUUAGGCCUGCUUAGAAUUUUUUCAUUGUAGUCAAUUAUUUGACAGAAAGAAGUUUUCUUGUGCCUCUUAAGAUCACCUGAAGCUGGUUGCCUUUGCUUUCCCUGGCGGACCCUCGGCUCAGACUAAAGACAAGCAUGUCUCUGUGUGAGUGAAUCCUUAAAACCCAUGUCUGGGUGAAAAUUAGCCAAAUAAUGAAGAGAUGCAAAGGGCUGAUGUUCUGUUCGUAUCAUGCCAAGGCUCAUAACUCACAUCCAUGGGAAAGUUUGACUUUUCUAAUUUUAACUUUUAUGUGAUAUUUCUAGAUAGAGUGUCAGUGGGAGUAUGUCCAGAGGCUUUGACGUGAAGGCCAUCCAGAUGCUAGCAAUACAUUUGGACUUCCCUUUAACAUAAUUUGCAAAUAACUCAUUUCCAUCAACAAUAGCUGCCCAGCUUUGACAAACAUUUACCUGCUGGAGUUCCACCCUUCCCUGGGCCUGGCUUUGCACAUCCCCAGAGCCCUUGAGCACCUCCUCAGGGAGGCCUGCCACACCUGCAGGCCCACAUCAGCCAGUGCCCUCACCUUGCUAGAGAGACACAUACUGCAGCUGGCCCUGGAUGUGUGGCUCACUCCAGCCAAGCCCAAGUCCUGGUACGGCGCACAGCUCCAGAAAGACCUGUUUUCAGCUAAAGUGAUGGGCAAUCCCUUCCUCGUGGGGGAGAUAGGCCUGCUUGCAUUCAAGUCUGCAGCAGACGUAGGACAGAACCAAGGCCAAGAUUCUCAUAUGCUGCUCCUACAGACAUUUUCCAAACUUUUGGAACUCUUGACCCUCUGGCAUAGGCUGAUAGAGAUGAGUCUGGGGAGUGUACACUUAGCACAGUCAGUAGGGGGACUGAGGAUGCAGAUGGAGGAUAACAGACUACGGGUCCCCCUACCUGCAAGCCUUGCCCUAUCUGUGCCCCAAGAGUAGCCAGAGUGAGCUUUCUAAAUGGCUGAAAUGAUGACCUCCCUUUCUCCCUCCCUCCAUUGUUUAUCCUCUCACUCAGGCCUCCCCACAUGCCUCUCUGACCACUCAGCUAGGCUGGGUUCUCCUCCAAGCACCCGGGCUUCCUCUUCAUUCAGCCAUUGCCUUUUAAUUAGAUGCUUAAUAUUGGUUUGUUGGUUUUCCUGCUAGUGUAAGCUCCCUAGUAUCCUAUCAGGGGUAUGAAGCCUGACCCUCACUGGGCACUCAGUGAAUACUGAUUGUAUUUGCUCUCAAAUAUAAUGAAGUUGAAAGCAGAGCAGAAGCAAUGGAGGGCCUAAAGAAAGGAAAGAAUGAGUCAGUGACAGCAUCCAGGUCUGGCAGAGGUAUGGAAGGUUUAGCAGGCAGGGGGAGAGAACACUUAGUGAGUUAGGUUUUAGGUAUGAGCGUGAGAUGAUGGUAAGACAUUUAAGUGAACAUGUUCCCCAAACUGGAAAAACAUGGAACUUGAAGAUUUGUUGCAAACGUGUAUGAGUUCUUUUGUGUUCUGUCCCCAUGAGAGGCCCUGAAGACGCAAAGAGUCCAAUCAUCAACCAUCAACCACUGUCUAGGGCCUAGUGUGGCCAGGGUCUGUACUGGGGACUUUACAUGUACUAGUUCAUGUACUCCUCAGAAUAUUCUUUUGAUAUGAUAGCUUUAUGAUGUCCUUAUGAUAUAUUAUGAUAUGAUAGCUUACAAACAUGUUACCAGCAGGAAGGUAGAGGCUCAGAAAAAUUAAGUAAUUUGCCUAAGAUCAAAUAACUAGAAAGUAGUAGAAGCAGAAUUCAAACCAUGAGCCCAGAUAUUAUUAACUGCUAUGAUACUACCUCCUCAUAAUUCCUGAUCCUUGUUCUCAGGGAGUUCACAAUGUAAAAGUUCCCCCUAAUAAAGUUUAGUAUGAUAUUUUAGUCAUAUGAACAAAAUACUAUGGGAGCACAGGAAAUAGUGUAUUUCACUCUUUCUAAGUGAAUCAGAGAAAGUUCCAUAGAAAAGGGCCUAGGGAUGAUUGUGUAACUCCAAAAUUCAUAUGUUCAAGCUCUAACCCCUAGUACCCCAGAAUGUGACCUUAUUUGGAGAUAGGAUCUUUACAGAGGUAGUCAAGUUAAAAUGAAGUUAUCAGAGUAGGCUCUUAUCUAAUAUAACUGGUGUCCUUAUAAGAAGAGGUAGUUUGGACACAGACAUACCCAGAAGGAAUACUGUGUGAAACCACAAGGACAAGAUAGCCAUCUAUUAGCCGAGAAAGGCCUAGAACAGCUCCUUCACUCAAAACCCUCAGAAGGAACCAACCCUGCAACACUGAUCUUGGACUUCUGUCCUCCAGAACUGAGACAAAUUUCUGUUGUUUAAGCCCCCAGUUUAUGGUACUGUUUCACAGCAGCCUAGCAAACUAAUACAGGUGCCAUUUGAACGCAGCCUUAAUGUACCAAAUUCUCAAGAUGAAGACGUGUGUUAGAAUGGGGGUAAGAGAGGAAGGGAAGGCAUUCUAGACACAGAAGCCUGAAAUGCCAGAGCAACAUCUGAAUGGAUCCUGGCUGCAAGCCAUGGACACAUGAGAGUAGAGCUCAGAGUUGAAGCAGGACAGAGAUGGGGUCAUAGGUUCUUACACAAGGGGGUGAUGGUUAGGGCCUGGAGUUGGAUGACAGACUCCCUAAGGAGGGCAUGGAGAAGGUGAGAAGAGGAUUAGGUUUAGAACACCAGGAAACAAGUGUUGAAAAUAAAGAGGAGAAGCCAGAAUGUAGCAGCAGCAAUGGUGGCGGGACGGGGGCAGCAGUGCUUGGCUGCUUAGCCAGUGCCCUGGCAUGGGGUGGGUGCAGCUCUUUGUGGUCCACCAGAGCCACAACCGUGUCAUCAACAGCCCGGGGGAACGUCUAGCAGGGGCUGUGCACAUGCGACUGGCGCCACUGCCCUUCCGAGCCAUCCAGGUGACCCGCAUGGGGUCCUGCAGUGUCUCCAACAAGGUCAGUGACAUGGCAUGGGUGGUAGAGGAGGGCUAUUUCAACAACCAAAAAGAGGAGAAGCCAGUGAAGACUGAGAGAGAGUAGUCAAGAGGCAGAAGCAUGGAGAUCCUGGAUCCAGGAGAACAAAAAUGUUCCUCAAGGAGGAGACAGGCCAACCAUGAGGAGCUCUGAGAAAAAAUGGUGAACCUCCUAUUGAGGGCAAUAUUGGUGACCUCAGGAGGGCUCUGAAGAUAGAAGCCAACUUGUAGGAAAUGAGAGUUGAGGAAGUGCCCAAGCAUAUCUCCUCCCACCUUAACUACUGUCUUUAACUGUCAGAGCUUAGGGCAGACUCAAAACCCUUGUGACUCAUUCACUUCACACCGGACUUGGCUUACUUUUGUUUUGACUUUUGCUUUUGUGCUUAUUCAGAUGGUUUGGUUUUCUUACCACUUACUUUCCUUUUAGGGGAAAAUAAUAGCAAAUGUUCUUGGCUUUUUUUUUUUCCCCUUUUAGUCUUAUAAGGACUUGGCAUGUGAGAUGGGUUUUGAAGAGUUCCAUUUGUAUCUGAGGCCUGUUCACUUUGAAUUUGCAUCACACGAAGACAAGGUGGUCCAUCCACCUCCUGUCUUUAUGAUCUCUCUGCUGGAGGACAGUGACCACAUAGAUAGGGAAACCUGAUGCUGUCCAGAUACAGAGCAAUUAGGCCUGGAGCCUGCCUUCAUGGGAUGAAACACUGCUUAUGGACAGACCAAAUUCAGGCUUGUGGCUGAGGAGCAAGGAUCUCAACAUAUCCAGCAGUUUGAUCCAUACAUUUACAUGUUGACUCUUGUUCCAUCGGGAGUGGAAAAUAUGCAAGUGACCCUUGCAUGCCAAGCUACUCAGAAAAAUGCUUUAAUGGUGGCUGUCCAGCAGGCGUCCUUCUAUCACACUCCCUGAGGGGCCCGUCAUGCUGAUGUCAAGGAAAUAACUUUCUCAGGUCUGAGAAAUCAUAGUGGAAUGGGUCCAACCAGAAGAAGAAAUUCCAGAAUUGUGAAUGGCAUAGAAAGCAUGCUGUUAGCUGCAACUCCAAAAGUCCCAGACACACUUAUUCAUCCUUCAGAAAGAUUCCAGGCUACCAAAAGGGCUCUGGAAGCUUUCGUGUCUAUUCAACUAGAAAAGGUGGGGCUGCGGGACAUUAUGCUGAACGCCUUCCUCCUCAGGAAACAAGCCAUGGCUGCCAGAAUGAAGAACCUCGAUGAAAUUGGGAAAGUCAAGAGAGAUGUUAUAGCUGAAUAUUGCCAGAAAUUCAACCGCCACAUGUCUCACUAUGCUCUUCGGGGGCAGAUCAUGGCAUACUGCAACAGCCUGAGAGCCCUGCUGGACGAUUUCCCUACCAUCAGAGAUACCUUUUUCGUGGUGGGACAACCACAAGAAAAGAAGGGGUCGAGGGACUCCAAGGAGGGCCUCAAGCCUGACCCCAGGAGUUUUCAGCCCUGGCCGCGAUGUUUGCUGCCUGCUGAUGGGAAAGUCUUCCUCAAUUUAUGGUUCAUACCCCAUCCUUCUGAAGUGCUGAUUAUGUUCAAAACUCUGCCUGAAAAGGUAGCUUUUAGAGCCUUAAAGCUAACUCUACAGCUGAUAGCCCGUCUCCAUGACAUUGUGGCCUACCUCUUCAGUUUGGCUAAACUUGGAAAUCGUCCAAAUUUUGAAUUUCCUCUAAGUCCUAACCCUCUGAGAGACGACUGGGGAGGAACUAAGGGUAUUGGGUCUGAGCUUCAAGAGCUGCAGAAAAUGAUUGACAGCCUCCAGAGACCCCAAGACCCCACUGUGGUGUCCCAGGUCCUCCUCCUUCAAAGGGAGGUUAUGUUUCUGCAGUUUGAUGCUGCAGUGAGGUACCUCAUCCGAAGAACAUUUUUGGCAGCUGGAAAUGCUCCUGCCUACCAGUCUGUCACAGAUGACAUGUAGCAUGGGUUGCCGCCACUGAGCAACUCUCUCAUGAAGAGCAUGUUUGCUUCCCAGCUCAGCUUGCCACAGCUGCUGGAUCCACAGAGCCUCCAGCUAUGCCUCUGUAGGCUGAGUGACCGUGACCUCAAAGUGGCUCAUGGAGAGCUGGCGGACAAGCAGCUGCUAAUGGAAGAUGUCCUUCUGAGUAACUAUCAUAUGAUCAUGGAGCGUCUCCCAGGAUGGCAGGCCACACUGGACAAAAAUACACAGCCAGAUUUGUCCAGAGUACAAGGAUUCAGAAGUCGGUUCCAAAGCAGCCCAAAGACCUCCAGACUGCUGGGGGGCCCGUGUGAUGCAGUGAUGUCCCUUGCUUUGCUGAGAUCAUUUCUGGUGCUCUGGAAGCAACUGGAAGCGCUAAAGGAGCACUGGGGCCAACUCAAGCUGUGAGGCCGGGGCAUCAGUUCUCGGAGCUCUAUGGAACUCACAUUCUCUACCCUAGCAUGAAAGCUAUAGCUAGGCGGAUCGGGAAAGAAGAUGAAUUUGAAGGACUUACAAUUAGUAGUAAGUCUACUCUUCUCCCUAAAGGAGCUUCAGAAAUUGAAAUAAAAACUCAGCAG
Molecule: messenger RNA, 5876 nt
Organism: Aethalodelphis obliquidens (Pacific white-sided dolphin)
Lineage: Eukaryota; Metazoa; Chordata; Mammalia; Artiodactyla; Delphinidae
Product: coiled-coil domain-containing protein 162-like
Exons: 16
Source: RefSeq, a predicted model, not a curated record